CAAGUCCUUUCCCCAGGUUUCCAGUAUGAUAACCUUUCUUUCGCCAAUGGGAGGUGAAGGCCCUCGUGGCCUCCCUGGAGGCUGGAGGGAAAAGGGGGACCGAGGUGGCUUGGAUGGCACGCAGAUGCGACAACUCCAUCAGAUCCUUCAGCAGAAUCAAGGUGCCGUUGAUGGAGCGGCGGCGGAAGGCGCAGGAACAGGUGGGGUGCCUCUUGCUGUCGAUGGAGACGGGCAGCAGGAAUCUCAGUUGUCUGAUAUGACAGGUGAUGCCAUUCCUUCGAAUGAAGCUACUGUGGAUGGCGGCGGUGGCGGUGCUGAUCCUCGUGUCACCGUGCAGGCGGAGGGGAAAUGAAGUGUCUUCCACCCGAGCGGACACAGGUGCCGAUCACCACCGUGAGCAAGCUCAGUAGGUUAGCUAUUUUGCAAGACCAGGUGGACACCACGUGUGGAACACGGUGAGAGAUGGGCAUUUAAGCGGUGAAUGGCGUGGAGGAUGGCAUCGGAGUCCAGCGGACUAUGUUGGGUCAGGAUCAGCAGCAGAACGGGGGGGGGUUCCUGAGGCCGCUAAGUGAUUGGACGGGCAGGACUGGCGUGGAGGGUGGGAUUGAGGUUGAUUGUUGACUGCUCAGAGAUGGGAGCAUGAGACUAGGUGUGUGCUCGCCGGAUUACCAUCCUAAUGAUCGCUUUGAUUUUAUUUACACGAGAUCCAUGGGUCAACCCCCAAGGUUUUCUCCAGAUUUGGUCAAAAGUCCUCAAAAGACAACACAAAUAUGGGUGGGGGUAACACAUUGGAGACUAUUUUCCAACUCUUUUACAUCUAAAAGGAACAGCCGCAGAGUUGGUUCACAUAACAACCUGAAGUGCCGUCGCUGUGGGAGCAGCUCCGAGGGCCAUAGUGCAGCAGGUCAAAUUCAAAAUUUCGCUUCUUGAGGAAUAUCAACCUGCACUGCAGUGAAGUCAGCCUCUUCACAAUCAAUGAGAAUAGGUGCUCCGAAUAGCGUCUUGUUGUCUUGUUGUCCUGCGGAAGCUGCUCUGCCGACGGAUGCAACUCGACACGAUAGACUGUAGUAGCGGUAGCGACUGUAGCUGAUCCGCCCUGUUGCUGAUCUUGUUCUUGUUGCCGCAGUGCAUGAUAGCGGUAGCUUCGGUUGUUCGUCUGUCCUCGUAAAUUCCACGCUGGAAACCUUGUCGAACAGCGAUCGCUACUACUAGCAAGCUACUAGCAAGUCGCUACCGCUACGACUAACAACAAGGAGGUCGUCGACGAGACUGCGGUCGUCGAUAGCAGCGAAAUAGUGGACAACCAUCACUAGCAGAUCGGCCCCAGCAUGAGCCAGACAACCUUUCAACACCAAACCGAGUUGCUCUAUGUUCGUCUUAAUUAUUAAGAGGUAAUAGAAGCGAGCGGAACGGCUUAUUUGGUUACCCCCAUCAAUGGUUGAUGUGUCCAAACGGCGCACUUUGACCAAAAGAGGAAAUUUUAUACAUAGUGACAGUACUGGUACUACUCUUAACCCCCCCUU
Molecule: messenger RNA, 1523 nt
Organism: Seminavis robusta
Lineage: Eukaryota; Bacillariophyta; Bacillariophyceae; Naviculales; Naviculaceae
Source: the annotation of a GenBank genome assembly